Helobdella robusta is the source of this 2208-nucleotide messenger RNA. RefSeq lists its product as hypothetical. The transcript is spliced from 2 exons. The coding region runs from base 171 to 2048 and encodes 625 amino acids. NCBI's taxonomy places the organism in Eukaryota, Metazoa, Annelida, Clitellata, Rhynchobdellida, Glossiphoniidae. Gene Ontology annotation, cellular component: catalytic step 2 spliceosome; intracellular anatomical structure. The record is from RefSeq and is a predicted model, not a curated record. Gene Ontology annotation, molecular function: RNA binding.
AAAGAUAACGAUACGGAAGCAGACAUUGAAAAAGAACUUUGUGAGUUACAAAAGUGUAUAACAGUUUUUUUAAUUUCUGUAAUACUAUAACUUCUUAAUUCCAGAAUUCAAAUCAUUGUUUAUUCCUCUCAUUGCUUAACCCACCUUUUACUGAACAGAAAUAAAAUAAUAUGGAAAUGAAAAGACGACACAAGGGAUUUCUCAAACCUGCAGAUGAUGAUGAUUAUCUUACAUCAGCAGAGGCACAACCAAUUGAUAGAAAGAUUGGUGAAGAAAGAGCAGGUUUUGGUGAAGAGAGAAUUAUUACAUACAACUUUAAUCACUCAUCCACCAUUGAACAACAGAGACAACGACUACCGAUUUUCAAAUAUAGAACACAUAUUUUAUAUUUGCUAGAGAAGUAUUCUGUCUUAAUCAUAAUUGGUGAAACUGGAAGUGGAAAAAGUACGCAGAUUCCUCAAUUUCUUCUUGAGAGUGGAUGGGCGGGGGACAACAAAUGCAUCUGCGUCACACAACCUAGAAAAAUGGCAGCGGUAUCAUUAGCAAUGAGGGUAGCUGAUGAAAAAGGUGUGACUUUGGGAGAGGAAGUGGGCUAUUCUGUAAGGUUUGAAGAAUGUUGUUCUGAAAAGUUAACAAAGAUAAAAUUUGUAACAGAUGGACUUAUAAUUAGAGAAAUGAUGUCAGAUCCAUUGCUAAAACAGUACAGCAUUAUAAUGAUUGAUGAAGCACAUGAACGAUCACUUAAUACAGAUAUAGUCAUUGGGUUGUUAAAAAAAAUUCAGAGAAAAAGACCUGAGUUAAAAUUAAUCGUAUCAUCAGCCACAAUCGAUGCUGAGUUGAUGAUGAACUUUUUCAAUACUAAUGAAACAGAUGAUCCAACUAAAAAUACAGUAGCUGCAUUGACUGUUGAAGGCAGGAUGUACCCUGUAGACAUUUUCUAUCAGUUGGAUCCUGUUCCCAACUAUCUUGAUGCCAUGGUCGAAACUGUAAUAAAAAUUCACACACAUGAAAAACCAGGUGACGUUCUGGCAUUUGUGACUGGUCAGGAAGAAGUUGAGAAAGUGGUUAAAGAAUUGAAGAGUAGAUCAUCAACAAUGACUGAUGAUGACAAACCUUUUCUAAAAAUCAUACCUCUUUAUGCUGGUCUGCCAUUUAAAGAUCAAAUGAAAGCUUUUGAGAGACCAACAACUGUACCAGAAAUGCAAAGAAGCAACAUGGCAGGUGUCAUAUUACAGUUGAAAGCACUUGGAAUUGAUAACGUUUUGAAAUUCAACUUCCUCUCUUCUCCUUCUGUUGAUGCAAUGCUUUGUGGACUUGAAUUGCUAUAUGCUCUGGAAGCUUUAGAUGAUAACUGCCACUUGACUGACCCGAUUGGUCAACAGAUGGCCGAGUUUCCAUUGAAUCCAUGUUUCAGUAAAAUGUUGAUUAUGUCAGGAAGAUUUGGAUGCUCCAAAGAAGCUGUAGCUAUAUGCUCAAUGACUCAAAUCCAAAAUGUUUUUAUCAUGCCACACAACAAAAAAAUGAAGAUGGAAAAGAUGAAGAGAAAGUUUUCAGUGGCACAAGGCGACCAUUUGACGCUUUUAAACGUAUUUAGAGCAUUCAUUAAUUCUAAUAAAAAUCCACGAUGGUGCAAGGAAAAUUAUCUAAAUUACAAAGGCCUGAUGAGAGCUGUUGAAUUGGAGCAGAGAUUGAUUAAUUACCUGCGUCGUUUCAAAAUUCCACUGGAGAGUUGUGAAGAUGAUCCAGAACGGAUUAUUCGAUGCCUGGCGGCAGGCUUGUUUUGUAAUACAGCCAAGUACCACCCAUCGGGAGUUUACAGGACAAUCAGAGAUGAUCACUGCUUGAGCAUACAUCCCACAUCUGUUCUCUACACGGAACUACCAGCCGAUUACGUGGUUUUCAAUGAGGUUGUGCAUUCAGGUGGGGACAAGGAGUUCAUGAGGGAUGUGACGGUUGUUAAGCUGGAGUUCUUGACCGACGUCGCUAAACAUUAUUUCGAUUAUGGCUCUGACGGGCCUGCAGCCAAAAGGUCGAAAUACGAUUUUUGAAAUGUCCAAUCAAACUGGUGAUUGAAUAAUCGAUUGUUUAAUAUAUUUUUUAAAUUUUCAUUACUGUUGAUUGACAGUUGCUUCUUGAUUGAAAUAUUUUUGUGGCUAUUGUAUACAACAUUUCUUGAAGUCAUUCAUUAAUAAAAUCGAUCAAUGUUUU